Bicyclus anynana (squinting bush brown) is the source of this 1512-nucleotide messenger RNA. RefSeq lists its product as uncharacterized. The record is from RefSeq and is a predicted model, not a curated record. The transcript has 5 exons. Bases 191 to 1426 code for a protein of 411 amino acids. NCBI's taxonomy places the organism in Eukaryota, Metazoa, Arthropoda, Insecta, Lepidoptera, Nymphalidae.
CGUCUGGUCGUCUGUGAUCAAUAUCAAAUGAAAUCAAAAGAAAAAAAAACAAAAUAAAAAAAAUCCAAAACAAGCAUGAACGGUGAACCAUGAAGCAAAGGUUUGGGUUGGGACUGGUGAUGAAUAUUGAUUUUUAAUUUUAUUGAUAAGUACUUGGAAUUAGCAGUGUAAAAUAUCAAAAAAUUUAACAAUGAAGUACACUGCAAAAUUAUUAGACAGCAUAAAUCGCUGUAUGAUACCAAAAUUAUCAAAAAACUAUAACGAGAAAACAAAAAGUCACGUCGAGAUUGAUAUUCGUAAUAAAAAUUUAGAUGAGAAUUUUGAACGAGUUAUAAAAUAUCUCAAAGAUCUAACAUUGGUAGGCAAUAAAGACGCUUCGACUGUAAUAUCGUCGUUGUAUAUUUUAUACAAAGAACUGAAAUACAACUUUCCGUGGAAUAAUGAUAAACAUUAUGAAUAUGCGAGAAAAUUGAACUUUUAUUUUGAAGUGUUGGGCAAUGUGCCUCUGGAAAUGGUGCUACGCAGGAAAAGUGCUUUUAAUGUACAAGAAAUAUUUGAUAAUAUAUUACAAGUGUGCAACAGUAAAUUAACAUCACAGGAUUUUAAGAAAUAUCCAGCCCUUGUUGAUAUAUUCUGCAUGCUAAUAACACACUUAAACGAGUACAAAGUUGAACUGAAACCCCAAAAAAUAUUCCCAAUUUUGCUUUUGCUAAUUGAUGACUACAUAACUUCUAAUAAAAGAAAAGGAUUGUUGGGUUCUAUGAUGGCAUUGCAGAAUAUGAAACAAAAGGACUUCGAUGGUGGAAAUUAUUAUGAAGUACUUUACAGAAGCUUGAAAAGAACAUUUUCGGAAAAGGAUUUCAAGAUCACAUUAUCCACCCAUGAAUGUCUUAUAGAAUUGUGUAGAAUAUUUCCUAAAGACGUCAAGCAAGAGAAACUGGACGAUAUGUAUUCUGGGCUCCUAAACGAGAUAGCCAUUGAGUCAAACAUACACAGGAAAACUCAAUGCUUCAAAUUUUUGAGAUUUCUUUUAACUGCACAUGGACUGAACUGUGUCAGAAGUAACACUUUCAAGGAGAUUAUGUACGAUUCUUUGGAGCUGUGUACAAAUGAAGUAGUUGCCAAGGAGUUAUUAAUGUUUGUCCUAGCGUGUCUUGAUGAAUGGGUUGUACAAUGCUGGUGCGUCUGGCAACUUUCUACUGACUACAAAAUGAUCUCUGUCCUAUUAAAAGUUCUUUACACCUGCAAAGUAGAACAGCAUGCUGAUACCAUUCAGAGUCUUAUUAUAAUUCUUAUUUGUUUAAAUAAAGAAAGUGAUAAAAAACUUCUUGUUGCAAAUUUAGAUAAAGCCAAAUUUUUGGAUGAUAAAGUUUUUAAGUUUAGGAUAGAAAAAAUAAAACUAAUACUUACUAAAGUGAAAUUUUAAUGUAUAUUGAAAAUAAAUGUAUUUAAUAAUAAUAUAUUGUCACUUAAUCACAGUAUUAGAUCCUUAAAUAAAAUGUUUCGAAAUCA